UAACCUUAGCUCUAAAUUUAAUUAAUGAGGAUUAAAUUUAUUAUUGAAAUAUUUAGAGAACUCCCUGAAAACAUUUUUUCUAAGCCAUCCUCCUCUAUCCGAUAGUUCAACCUUAAUGGCAUCCUCCCGCCUACGUUUCGGCCCAGCACUCUCAUUUACAAGUUACACUCCCUCAACUCUCAACCAGUUUCCCUCUAGCCCUGACACAGUUCUGGAUACCGAUCCUCGAGAUAUAGAUCCGACAGACCGCUACUCCUCCACCCGAAGAUGUUGGCCGAAGUCGCGUGAUCCGGAGCUUGUCAUCGUUGUAUUAAUUCCGGUAACACCCUCGGAGGGAGCUGUGUUCGUGACCGGGUGUCGUUUCCUCGCGCCGCGGAGGAUAAUCAGGGCAGUAAAUUUCAUAACAGCAGCUUCAACGUCAAAACAACUCUCUUCUUUAUCGCUUCGCUUCCACUUCUUUCUUCGUCGUUUUGAUCUGCCACUUCAAAGUAGUCGCUUUCAUUUUGACAUCGUUAUGACAGUCACCUCUGGUAUAUUCUUUUCCAUUACCUGAACCAGUUGAACCUAACAGCCAUUUAUAACAAAAAAUUAAAAGCCGUGUUAAAUUUAAAGUUGAAAACUUCUUUUCUAGUCCUUUUUCGAGUAAGUAUGUUGUAUAAAGAAAAUUACAGUUAAAAUUUUAUUUCACGGGAAAUACUUUAAAAAAUAUUUUAUCAAUACUGUUACAGCAGUUUUAGUGUUGUAGGCUACAGAGAAACAGGUUUUUCGCCGCCAUUUUCUUUCAAGUUCAGUUCCACAUUUUGACUCCUUAUUUGCAGAAAUAAUGAUAAUACCUUAUUCACCAAUUGAUUCACCAAACCUAUCUACUCCGCCGGUAUCCUAAACUAAUUUUCUCAAUAUCUUUACCACCAAAAAAUAAGUGUAACAAAAAACCUGAUAUGACCCGCAAUUUCAUGACAAUAACCUAACUAAACUACACAAAAUCCUGAAAUCCCACGCCUUUCCUGACCACAUAAUAAAACAUCUGGUGUGACCACUCACACGACUUUCCUACCUAUUUCAGAAAAGUUUUUAUAUCUUUACAUAUGUUCAUGAAGAAACAAAAAAAAAAAAUUGGAGUAGAUUUAUUUUCCAGAAAACUGAUCAAAGAAAAGAUUU
Nezara viridula (southern green stink bug) is the source of this 1158-nucleotide messenger RNA. Lineage: Eukaryota; Metazoa; Arthropoda; Insecta; Hemiptera; Pentatomidae. The record is from the annotation of a GenBank genome assembly.